ACUCUCUGUAUCUUUUAGUAAUAUUAUAAAGGCUUCAAGGGUUGAAACUAUUUUAGUGCGUUUUCAUGUGUCUAAGAUGUGUGUGGGGGUCUCACCAUAAUUGUUACUAAGCAUGCUUGGAUGCUGAGAUCAGAAAAAGGUUCGAAAUGAAGAGUCCCUCGGGGGCUUUCCGAAUCUACAACCUCCCCUAAAUGGAUUGCAUAGCAUCAUCGACGCUGCAAAGAGCUAAAAUGGUAAUCAAAACCGUGAGGACAUUUUUGGGGAAGCCUCAGCGAUGUCUGAAAGAGCCCCCCAAAGAGGGGAAUAUCUUGCAAUAUACGCAUCUCGUGCUCACCUAUUUCUUUACGUUUGGUGAGUGCGGCAGUAGCAUAGAAGGCUUCAUGGAGUCUAUAAAUCGAGUACCUUUAGUCAGCGCAAUUUUCCGUGCAGAGGACAACGCAGACGUUGCCUGGGGUGGUUGA
Messenger RNA from Phytomonas sp. EM1, 461 nucleotides. Lineage: Eukaryota; Euglenozoa; Kinetoplastea; Trypanosomatida; Trypanosomatidae. The record is from the annotation of a GenBank genome assembly.